AUGCCAGAUUUGAUGAAAAACAGCCUAACUAUAGUAAUGGUAACUGCACUGGUAAACAGAUUCCAGCUUAAUUCGGAGUGCUCGAAAGGAUUCUGUGAGAAAACAGUUAUUACUGUAGUCUUUGCUCAUGUCCGAAGUUUCAAUAUGUGUUCAAAUGAACAAGACUAG
Messenger RNA from Caenorhabditis briggsae, 168 nucleotides. The record is from RefSeq and is a predicted model, not a curated record. The transcript has 2 exons. NCBI's taxonomy places the organism in Eukaryota, Metazoa, Nematoda, Chromadorea, Rhabditida, Rhabditidae. Bases 1 to 168 code for a protein of 55 amino acids.